Oldenlandia corymbosa var. corymbosa is the source of this 279-nucleotide messenger RNA. The record is from the annotation of a GenBank genome assembly. Lineage: Eukaryota; Viridiplantae; Streptophyta; Magnoliopsida; Gentianales; Rubiaceae.
AUGAGAGCUGCUUCUAUAGCCAGGAAGAUCAAUUUGAGACAAGGCCUUGGAGUUGGUUCAUUUAGGAGGAUUAAUGGUGGAAGCAAGAGGAACGGAAGGCGUCCACCACAUUUUGGUAAAGCCAGUGGUGGAAUUGGUCGUGACAUCCUUCAGCAGCAGGCUAAAUUGAACAUUAUCGACAUGGACCCUAAAGGAGGAAGAAGAAUUACAUGCAGUGGCCAACGAGAUCUUGACCAAGUUGCUGGCCGCAUUGUCGUCGUCACUCCUUGGAACUUAUGA